Molecule: messenger RNA, 758 nt
Organism: Eurypyga helias (sunbittern)
Lineage: Eukaryota; Metazoa; Chordata; Aves; Eurypygiformes; Eurypygidae
Product: LETM1 and EF-hand domain-containing protein 1, mitochondrial-like
Exons: 4
Biological process (GO): intracellular monoatomic cation homeostasis
Cellular component (GO): mitochondrial inner membrane
Molecular function (GO): calcium ion binding
Source: RefSeq, a predicted model, not a curated record
GGUGAGGAAAUCACUAAGGAGGAGAUUGACAUGCUGAGUGACGCUUGCACCAAGCUGCAGGAACAGAAAAAAUCACUGACAAAGGAAAAGGAGGAGCUUGAGGAGUUGAAGGGUGAUAUCCAGGAGUAUAACGAGGAUUUGCAAGAGAUAAAAGAGCUCUCUAAAGCUGGCCAGGAAGAGGUAGUGGAAGAGUCAAAGGCAAGCAAGAGGUUGACCAAGAGGGUGAACCGAAUGAUUGGUCAGAUAGACAAAAUUAUUAACGAAUUGGAGACAAGUCAAAAGACAGUGGAUGUAAAGCUGGACAGUGGUGAUAGUCCUCCUGCAGGGGAGAAUCUCAUCAGUAUUGCUGAGCUAAUUAAUGCGAUGAGACAAAUUCAGAAGAUUCCAGAGGACAAGCUAAUUAGGAUUGCAGAGGCACUGGAUGAAAACAAGGAUGGCAAAAUUGAUAUAGAUAAUGUCGUCAAGGUAGUAGAAUUGAUUGACAAAGAAGAUAUUGAUAUUGGCACGAGUCAAGUUGCUGAGAUUAUGGCACUGCUUCAGAAAGAAGAAAAACUGGAAGAAAAAGAGAAAGCAAAGGAAAAGCAUGAUAAAGAAGCUGUGGAAGCCAAGAACUAAGCUUCAGAAUCUGAAGCUAAUCCCAUUGUAACCAAAACCUUGUAUAUCUUUCUGUGUCUAAUGGCUACGUAUUACUUGAGCUUUGUGAUUAUGGGAAGUGUUUUGAGCUGAUUCUAGUAAUAAAUCCUAGAUAUGUUUUCUGA